CUUUUUUCUACAUUUUAAAUCUUUUUUUAAAUACAAAUGAAUAAGCAAGAGAUUGAAAAGGUGGAAAGUGUGAACGGAGGAGAUCAGAAUGAUGAUUUGAGUUUCAAGCAAUAUACAGAGAAAGAAGAAGAAAAGAAGAAGAGUCUCUUUCAUCGUGUCAAGGAUUCUAUUUAUCAAAAGCCCGAAAAGACAGAAAAUGUCUGGCACUUGUUAACCAACUUGACAAACACACAGAGAAUUACUUUUGCUGCUGCAUUCUUUGGCUGGACUUUAGAUGCAUUUGAUUUCUUUUCUGUGUCCUUGUCAGCUACUCGUAUUGCUGAGACUUAUGGUGUCCAACCAUCGGAAGUCACAAGUGCUAUUACUACUACUUUGAUGCUACGUCCAAUUGGUGCGUUAAUCUUUGGUGCUUUAGCUGAUAAAUUCGGUCGUCGUUGGCCUUUAAUGAUUGACAUUGUAUUGUUUUCGGUGAUUAAUAUGGCGAGUGGUUUUGCGCCUAAUCUCAAGGUGUUUAUUGCGUUACGAGCCUUAUUCGGUAUUGCGAUGGGUGGUGAAUGGGGUUUAGGUGCUAGUUUAGCUUUGGAGGCGUUACCUGUGGAAGCACGUGGUUUAUUCUCGGGUAUCUACCAACAGGGUUAUGCGUGUGGUUAUCUUUUGGCGACCUUGGUGAAUUAUGCGGUAGUGCAGACGGAUUCUUCCUGGCGUAUUCUCUUUUGGGUGGGCGCUGGAUUUGCUCUGUUGGCGAUUGUGAUUCGAUUCUGGGUACCUGAGAGUGAGACAUUUGAGAACCAAAAGGAAGCACGCAAGAUUCUUGGUAAAUCAUUGUUGACAGAAGCCAAGGCAGCUUUCAAGAACCAUUGGUUGCGUAUGAUUUAUAUGGUGAUUUUGAUGGCCUUUAUGAACUUUUUCUCACAUGGUAGUCAAGACUUGUAUCCUACUUUUUUGACAGCCCAAUUAGGAUAUACUUCUACACAACAAACUGUGACCAAUGUGGUGAUGAAUAUUGGAGCUAUUGUGGGUGGUACUUUGAUGGGUUAUUAUUCGAAUUAUUUCGGACGUCGAUUUAUCUUGGUGUUGUGUGCUAUUUGUGCUGGUGCAUUUAUCCCACUUUGGAUCUAUGCUCCCAAUAUUCAAUCACUUCAGUUUGGUGCUUUUAUGAUGCAGUUCUUUGUACAAGGUGCCUGGGGUUGUAUCCCCGCUCAUAUCAAUGAAUUAUCGCCUGCUGCUUUCCGUGGUUUAAUCCCCGGUUUGGCUUAUCAGUUGGGUAACUUGAUCAGUGCAGCAUCUAGUCAAAUUGAAGCUACGAUUGGAGAAAAGUAUCCUCUCAAGAACGAUGAUGGUAGUUACAAGUUGAAUGCUAAGGGACAACAUAUUGCUGAUUAUGGUUUGACGCAAGCCAUCUUUAUGGGUUGUGUCUGUGCUGGUCUGGUCAUUGCAGCUUCUGUUGGUAAAGAAGAACGUAACAAGGACUUUAAUGAACACCUUACAGAAGAUGAUAAUGGACGUGCCGUUGCACCUGAAGAUGUACAUGCUCACAAGGUUGAGCAAGGACAAGCUGAAGAAAAACCUAAACAAUAAUCAUACCUUAACCCCUCUCCUAUGUGUGUGUGUGUAUAUAUAUAUAUUAUUUCUUAUCCCUUUUUUUUUUUUAUCUUAAUAAAUUAUCCCCCCUCCCCCCCUUUUUUUUUCUCUUUCAAA
Mucor mucedo is the source of this 1698-nucleotide messenger RNA. Its product is annotated as major facilitator superfamily domain-containing protein. The record is from RefSeq and is a predicted model, not a curated record. The coding region runs from base 37 to 1578 and encodes 513 amino acids. Lineage: Eukaryota; Fungi; Mucoromycota; Mucoromycetes; Mucorales; Mucoraceae. Gene Ontology annotation, molecular function: carboxylic acid transmembrane transporter activity. Gene Ontology annotation, biological process: carboxylic acid transport; transmembrane transport. Gene Ontology annotation, cellular component: plasma membrane. The transcript is spliced from 6 exons.